This is a messenger RNA of Thermothielavioides terrestris NRRL 8126, 2641 nucleotides long. RefSeq lists its product as uncharacterized. The coding region runs from base 506 to 2524 and encodes 672 amino acids. The record is from RefSeq and is a predicted model, not a curated record. The transcript has a single exon. NCBI's taxonomy places the organism in Eukaryota, Fungi, Ascomycota, Sordariomycetes, Sordariales, Chaetomiaceae. Gene Ontology annotation, molecular function: protein binding.
CUGUGAACCAAGCUUCCCAAGACCCUGUCGCCGACCUCGUCACCUUCCUGGAACUAAGCUCGCUCACCGAAUUCAUCCAAACCUGCGACAGUUGCAGACUCCCGCCCGAAUACCUGAUUUCUGCAACUGCGAUUUCCAUGUCGAUGCAAGCCUAACGCUGCAAUUGUCCCGCCGUCCCCCGUUUCCGCGCGGCCGUGGCCAUGCAGCCGGCUCCGAGAACGCGGCGCACGCCGCAGAACACACAGCACACGUCCGUUACACGCCAUACUGCCCUGCCCUUCGUCUCGGUUUGCCUCAAAUUAACUCUUGCCGGCACAGAUACUCCCUCGGCCGCCGGAUACACGAUGUAAAGACGUACCCAGUUCAGUCGCCCCAGGGAGCUACAAUCCUUCUUUACGGUCACGAAACCGGCAUUACCGUUGUCUGGCGCGGCGGCCGCCGGCUCAAGGCUCCCAAACAACCAAACAGCGACAAACGGAAUGGCGCGAACUCGGAAGAUGCAGUCAUGAUUAUCGACUCGGACGAUGAGGCGGCCGCCUCCGCCGCGGCCUUCGUGGACAAGCCUGAGUUCGAGGACAACCCGACCGCCGGCGCCGCCCCCCUCCCCGAAAUCGUCCAGACCCUCGAUCUCGCCCUAGGUACUGCUGCUCUGCACGUGGCUGUCCUACCGAUGCCGUCGUGCGCCUCUGAAGAUGCUGCUUGGAAUGGAGCUUCCCUGCUCAGGAACAAGAUCGUCUUCGCCGUGGCCUGCGCGACUGCCGACGUCUACGUGGUUACGCUGCCGCUGACGUCACCUUCACACGAGAGCAAGGCGAGGCCGGAGCUGCGCCAAAGCCUGCUGGCCGGUAACGCGGGAACAGGCGUGUGGGGAGAAACCCUGACGCUUUUGGCGGGACAAAGCCGUCCAUGCGGAGGCCUCUCCAUCACGUUGGUCAAGCAGAAGCCCGGGUCUCGGAGCCGGUCGCUGGAGCGCACUGCAGCCCAAACUGCUCCGGUAACUCGCGCUAUCGUCGCAGCGCACUCGCGGGAGGCCAGUGGCACGCUGCGUCUUUGGGAUGUGGCCCUAGAUGCGAAACCUGGGACCACCAACCGCGUUGAUCCGUUCCAAACCGAAUACUUGCCGGCGCCCUUGACCAGCAUCGCCUUCAACCCCUCCCAUAUUACCCAGCUUCUCACCGUCACCUCGACGCAUGCCGUCCGCAUUUACGACUAUUCCAUCGCAGCACUUCCCUCAGACGACGCAUCAGAAGGCCCCUUUCCGACGCAGGGUUCCUGGCUGUUGUCGCUUUACCCGCCGUUCAGCCGCGGGCCAUCUAUGUCGACCGCCCGGAAACCGAUCGUGGCUGCCGAGUGGAUUUCUCACGGCCGUGCCAUUCUGACGCUCCUGGCUGAUGGUCAGUGGGGCAUCUGGGAUAUUGAUGGUGCCAGCCCGGCAUCAAGCGGGUCAGGCAGCCUCUUCAGUAAGGCCAGCACCGGUCUCCGCGGCUCGGCGAUUACCUCGUUCUGCGUGACUGGCCAUCUCGAAGGGACCAGCCCACUGCGGAACCCGGCGAGUCAGAAAUCGCCUUCAGCGCCCGGGUUGGGAGGAGAGUUCGUCCCCAUGACGCCGCACACACGGCGCGAUGCUAUCGCCUCGGUCGUCACCGGCGGACCGGAGAAGCUGGCGUCCGUCCGUGGCGGUAUCACUGUCGCUCGGCUCCCAUCCCACGGAGCUGGCACUGGGGAGGAGAGCGCCGUCUUGUGGUUGGGCGGUGCGGAUCCCAUCGUCUCUGUUAUUCCCGUGAUAUCCCGAUUCUGGGACUCCCAGCUUCGGCGCGCCGUAGGUGGGGGCGUCAAUCUCUGGAGCGGCGCCCAGCCGACCCGGAUGAUCCGCCUGACCGACCUCGGGGCCGGGCUCCUCGGCGAGCGGUGCACGGGUGCGGCCGCCGUUCCGAAACCGUCCCGCAGCAAUCCGGCUGCCAACGGCUCAUCAACAACGAAAGAGAACGGUGCUAACCCCAACGAGGGCCUGCCGAUCGAGAUCGUUCUCCAGGCCGAGAGCCGCCUCGUGAUUAUGCACGAGACCGAGGAUGCAAGCUCGCUCACCACCCGUCUGCUCGGUGCCCGCAAGAAACCACGUACCGAGCUCGGGCCAACCAAGGCUAUCCUGGCUUACCCGCGUCCGGAACAGUCGGGCUCCUUCAAUCUCAGCAUCGCCCCGCGCCCUGGAAGAUCAGCAGGCGGCCUUUUCCGGCCCUACGCCAGGCCGCCCGUCAAGGGUCUGUUCGACCAGCCCGCGGACGUGCUCCCGUCAACUGAGAUUCCCGACGAGGCCCAGUCCCAGUCUGCGCCGUCCAGCCAGCAGGGCCUCAUGUUCAUCAACGACCUCAAUUUUGCCGCCGACCGGCCGGACGACGAGUUCGAGGUCGAGGGCCGCGACAUCGAGCAGGAGCUGAUGGACAUCAUGGAGAUUGACCGCGAGCUGGAGCAGCUGGAGCGCAAGCGCGAGACAAGCACGAAGCGGGUCUUCUUUGAGGAGGGCUAGAUUUCCGCCUCGGGGACCAACGAUGAUGGGGAGGAUCACAAAGCAGUCGGUGGGCCCGCGGUGUCCCCGCCCGGGCGGAAGCGGCCUGGCGGACUGCUGCGAGAGGCGGUGGAGCGC